ACAGGGUAACGAAUUUUAGCCCGUUAGAACUAUUGAUUGGAAGAGAGGCUAGGCCAAUGGGCUUGUUGCCUAUAAAUGAUGAAGCUAAAAUGGAUUGUAAGCACGCAAGAGCUCAGGAUAAUGUAAAUAUAGAAAAUAGGGCGAAAUAUGAAAAAGAAAGUGAAGAUCGCCAUCAGACAAAAAUGGAUUCUAAAUUCAAAGGACCUCUUGUGGUUGCGGAGUUGCUGGAAGGUGACCGAACGUAUUAAAACAUUAAAAUUGGCAAUUUUGUACAUAAACUACUUAGAGGAUCUUCUGGAUGGAGAUCAGGAUGAAAAAGGCGUGUUUCUUGCAGAGCUUAAUCCGGCACAUCACAAAACAUGUUGCGAUCAGAAUAAGUGUCUAAAAAGUGAUUUUCAAAAUAUUCGGAUAACGACCAAUGGACGAACAGGUUGGCCACAGGAUGUUUGGGCAUCUGAGCUUAAUCCUGAUCAAAACUAG
Molecule: messenger RNA, 480 nt
Organism: Drosophila obscura
Lineage: Eukaryota; Metazoa; Arthropoda; Insecta; Diptera; Drosophilidae
Product: heart- and neural crest derivatives-expressed protein 2
Exons: 4
Coding region: 148-480 (110 amino acids)
Source: RefSeq, a predicted model, not a curated record